CGGGGAGCCCUGGUUGAGAAUCUGCACGCUGCCGUCCGCCAUGCCGAAAUAGGCCGCGACGGGCUUCUGUGCACCGCCUUCAUCCUUUGCAUCCAGACCGCUUCUGCCGUAGAAGAGGCCAAUCUCACAGACGCCAACCAGAGACUUGAGUUUGGCCGCGAGCCUGUCGACACUCCAGAUUCCAUUCUCGCCGGUUCCACCCUCGUCUCCGGCCAGCAGCAGCGGGGUGAAGGGGGCGUCGAUGAUGUGCAUACCGUUGCGCGGCGAGUGCGCGCCGAGCCUCUCCAGCUCGGCCAGCACGUGGUCUGCCGCCUUGGGGAGGACCUCGAUGGGGAUCCCCUGCUUCCACUGGGUGCCCAGGUUCCUCGAGAGCUUGCGGAAGUCGCCGAUGCAGACAAAGGUACGCGAGGCCACGGCGACGAUCUUUUCCUGCCACAGACAGCCGCCGCCACCCUUGAUCAGGUUGAGGUCGGCGUCGGCCUCGUCGGCGCCAUCAAAGUAGACAUCAAGCAGCCUGCCAUGGGGCCGGUCCUCGAUCGGGGCCGCCCGGAGCCCACCGGCCUUGAUGAGGCCCUUUGA
Molecule: messenger RNA, 579 nt
Organism: Pyricularia pennisetigena
Lineage: Eukaryota; Fungi; Ascomycota; Sordariomycetes; Magnaporthales; Pyriculariaceae
Exons: 2
Source: RefSeq, a predicted model, not a curated record